Molecule: messenger RNA, 1337 nt
Organism: Prosopis cineraria
Lineage: Eukaryota; Viridiplantae; Streptophyta; Magnoliopsida; Fabales; Fabaceae
Source: RefSeq, a predicted model, not a curated record
UGCUUACUGUGAUAGUCCCUCAGAUUCAUCAAACCCUCCUUGGGAUGCGUUUUCCUUUCCAUGGCCGUUUGGCAAACAGAUACUAAUAUUUAUAUUUGAAAAGAGAAAGUACACAGCUCCAAGCGGCAGUACUGUUCUUCGAUACUUUCGUCGCUUUGUUCUACUUCAGAUCUACAUCUGGCUCUCCAUUUUGACGGUUUCUCUACGUCCUCCGCACGAGAGGGAUUUUGUUGGCUGUUGAUUUCCAUUCAUUUCUCGGAAGUGGGCUGAUUUUGUUAAUCUGAGUCGGGGAGAUCGAUGCUUUGGGCGAUUCAAUCAAUGAUGGAGGACCUUAUGUUUGUUGGAUUGUUCGAUUAGAUGGUCAGUUUAGAUCUGCUGGGGAGGAACUCUAGGUGCUUGAUUUGCAAAUCGAAUAGAUAAAAAUUUGGUUUCCUAGCUUGUUUCUGAUAAGUUGGACUGAGUUGUAGUGUUGAAUUGAGUAGAAUACUCCUUGAAUCAGACUUAAUCGGCCACUGAUACACAGUUGAAUCACUUGUUAUUGCCAUGGAAACCCUUGUUUUGGCGCAGCACAGGAACCAAUACUACGGCAAGCCUGAGGCUCACUGUUCCGCUCGUUUUGGGUCAUCGUCUUCCAGGGACUUCAGGGGGAUCGUUAGGACUUUCCAUUCUGGAACAGGUAUCCUCCCAACCCCAUUCAGAUCUUACAGUUCACCUUUAACUGAACGGCCCCACCUCUCUUCCCCAAAAACACCGUCACAACCAGCCAAUUCAAACUCCGAUUGGAAAACCCACGGUAAAAUUACUCCCAAAAGCGCACCGAUUCCAAUUAAUGUCGGGGCUUGUGACAAAAUGAGAUCCUUCAGCGAUGAAAUUCCUGAUGGAAAUCUGUUGUUCUCAGAACUUUGGGCUGGCCCCACCUACUCAAAUUCGCCUCCACCGAGUUCUUUGCCAAUCCCUAAAUUUUCUGUGCGACCUAAGAGGACUGUGUCUCUUGAUCUACCUAGUUCCUCCCCCGAGAUUAAAAUGCACCCACUUGCUAAGUCUGCGCCUGCAUCCCCUGCCAGAGAGCAUUCCCCUUCUAUGAGAGACCUGUUUGGUAAUACUGAUUCUGCGACUAAGACUCUAUGUCGCAUUCUCAAUCUUAACAUAAAUGACGAUUAAGGCACGUCGUGCGCUGGGCUUAUGUAAAUAAAGUCUAGUUUGCAACUCCUUUGAUGUUAGAUAGAUGUAUAUAUAGAUCGAAUAAAACUUUUAGCCUGAGUCAGUUUGAGUUCAAUUGUUUAGCUUUCAGUGGUGGUGUUGGUGGUGGUGUCUUUGAUAAUUACGGUUGUGGUAGG